Molecule: messenger RNA, 1455 nt
Organism: Penicillium crustosum
Lineage: Eukaryota; Fungi; Ascomycota; Eurotiomycetes; Eurotiales; Aspergillaceae
Exons: 5
Coding region: 1-1455 (484 amino acids)
Biological process (GO): DNA-templated transcription
Molecular function (GO): zinc ion binding; DNA binding
Source: RefSeq, a predicted model, not a curated record
AUGCUUAGGAUGACCGACUAUGAGACAUUCACCCCAACAUCAUCUAACGAGUCGCUGCAGCUGGACGAGGCCAUUGCGAGCCAAGCACAGUUCGUCACUGCACAGGUCAAAUCCAUUGAUUUUGAACAUUUCCACCAAGCCUGGCCCCUUCUACAUGUUCCUACCUUUGCACCCGAAAAGCAGACAGAUCUGUUGACAAGUGCGGUGGUCAACCUAUCAAUGUGGAUACAAAGCACUAGUUGUCACCAUCUGGUUCCAUGUGAGAUCAAUCGGGAACUAGCCAUGGCACUAGUGCUUAAAAUAACGGAAGAAACCUUGACAGAAAAGCAAUCGGCCGAUAUAACUUUACCAACUUUACAAGCACUGGUCGUCACCUUGACAUAUGCGAUUCUUGGAGAUGCAUCUGCAUCUACUUUGAAUUGGGCAGCACAGUGGACCGACAUCGCCAUCAUCACUUUCCGACGACUCGGUGUCUUGGAUGAUCGGUGGAACCCAGAACAACACCUACAAGCUGCCGAUGAGCGAUGGGUCCAGACUGAACAGAUGAAACGACUAGUAUACGGGGUUCUACGCAUUGAUACCUAUUUGUGCAUUAUCCUUGACCGACCCCCUACCAUGCGGUACCAGGAGAUAGGACUACCACUGCCUGUAUCAGACGGUCUAUGGCGAGCAGAGACUAGAGCGGAUAGAACAAACCUCGUUUGGUAUGAGCCGGCAGGCCGAACCAAAAAGGCCCACGAAGAACAUCAUCGAAACUACCGCUCGCCCGAAUUGAACCGCACAGCAGACCGAGUCAAGCUUUGGAAAGGCUAUCUCCAGGACUGGCGGGUCCACAUUGAGAAGACCAAGAAGCUGGAAGACGCAUUCUUCAGUGUAUGCAUAAGCGAUUGCAGCCAUUUUCUCGGUCUCAAUCUAACCCUGUACCACCUUCUUUGUCUCAAGCUGUAUUCCAAUAUGAGGCUGCUCGAGCAUAGCAAGUGCUGUUUGAGUUGCCCGGAAGCCAACAUCGAAAGGGUCAUCAGUAUUUGGGUCCGAUCUGCAGACGGUCGUCAGGCAGUCUACCACGCCGCUCAAUUGAAGCGUAUCUACGAGCGCGAGAGGAAUAUGUACGGACUCAACAACCAACGCCUGUGCAAUGCGCUAGGACCAGCGGGGCUGUUGAACAGCGCUAUUGUUCUAUGCACCUACAGCGCCAAAGCGUCGGGGGUUAACACGCCGGAGAGUCAUACCGUUAUGACAACGCCGGCUGAUGCAAUCGAGCUGGGGCAAUCGAAUUUGGUGGGCACGCCUGAGUUCGAGAACUGGAUCUCCCACGGAGGUCCCGCGACUGUGGACGGGAUCUCCUUAUAUUCUUUCUCGGUUCCCCGUUUCUCGUCGUGGUACCGCGAUCAGUUAGAAACUUGUCCUGUCUACUCGUCGCGGUUGAUUACCUUCCUUCUCACAUUGAAGUUCUGA